AUGGCUACAAAAUUCGACAUGAGCGACCUUGGUAAACUCACCUAUUACCUUGGUAUAGAACUCUGUCAGCAUGAGAACGGAAUCACUUUGCUACAAAGAAGUUAUGCGUCUAAGAUACUAGAGGAAGAUGGAAUGGAGAAGUGUAAUCCCGUACGUACACCAAUGGAACAAGGAUUGAAGUUAUCUAAGGCAGAGCACGAAAAAGAAAUUGAUCCAACGAGAUUCAGAAAGAACAUAGGGUGCUUACGUUAUUGCCUCCAUACCCGACCAGAUCUAUCUUACAGUGUAGGAGUUUUGUCACGCUAUAUACAAAGCCCAAUAGAAUCCCAUGGAGCUGCGAUGAAACAGGUCUUGAGAUAUCUGCGAGGAAGCGUCUCAUACGGCUUAACUUUUGAGCGUUCAACAUCAAGAGUGCCAAGGCUUAUAGGGUAUAGCGACAGCAGCUAUGUGUCUGAUCCAGAUGAUGGGAGAAGCACGACAGGAGUAGAGUAUGUGGCUGGAGAGAAGCAAAAGGCCGAUAUCCUAACCAAGGCAUUAGGAAGAAUCAAAUUCAAGGAGAUGGGAGACUUUAUUGGGAUGAAGGAUCUGGAGAAUGAGAGCUUCAAGCUUAAGCGGGAGAAUGUUGGAAUAAGCUUGAAGAAAGCUUGA
Molecule: messenger RNA, 648 nt
Organism: Brassica napus (rape)
Lineage: Eukaryota; Viridiplantae; Streptophyta; Magnoliopsida; Brassicales; Brassicaceae
Exons: 2
Coding region: 1-648 (215 amino acids)
Source: RefSeq, a predicted model, not a curated record